GAGAAUGCAGGGAUGUUUGAUGCUUGUUAGGACAUGACUCCUGUACUUGCCCAUUUGUUCAUCCUCCAACCCCUCUUUCUUCCAAAUUCCAUGUAGCAUAUUCUGUCCAGGAAGCAAGAAGACUUGCCUGGAGGCAUACUCAUUUUCCCCAUGCCUCUUUGCUAUUUGUGGAAAAUAAAGCAUUCUAUAGGCGGAGCUAGUGAACGCCUCUUUUAAAACACGAGUCUCCACACUUCCCUGUUCACUUUGGUUCCAGCAUCCUGUCCAGCAAAGAAGCAAUCAGCCAAAAUGAUACCUGGAGGCUUAUCUGAGGCCAAACCCGCUACUCCAGAAAUCCAGGAGAUUGUUGAUAAGAUUAAACCACAGCUUGAAGAAAAAACAAAUGAGACUUACGGAAAAUUGGAAGCUGUGCAGUAUAAAACUCAAGUUGUUGCUGGAACAAAUUACUACAUUAAGGUACGAGCAGGUGAUAAUAAAUAUAUGCACUUGAAAGUAUUCAAAAGUCUUCCCGGACAAAAUGAGGACUUGGUACUUACUGGAUACCAGGUUGACAAAAACAAGGACGACGAGCUGACGGGCUUUUAGUAGCAUGUACCCAAAGUGUUCUGAUUCCUUCAACUGGCUACUGAGUCAUGAUCCUUGCUGAUAAAUAUAACCAUCAAUAAAGAAGCAUUCUUUUCCAAAGAAA
Messenger RNA from Gorilla gorilla gorilla (western lowland gorilla), 688 nucleotides. RefSeq names its product cystatin A (gene CSTA). The coding region runs from base 289 to 585 and encodes 98 amino acids. Gene Ontology annotation, molecular function: cysteine-type endopeptidase inhibitor activity. The transcript is spliced from 3 exons. The record is from RefSeq and is a predicted model, not a curated record. Lineage: Eukaryota; Metazoa; Chordata; Mammalia; Primates; Hominidae. Gene Ontology annotation, cellular component: cytosol.